AUGUUCAAGUUCGGUCGCAGCCGCGCCCUGGCGUCGGCCCUGAAUGCCACCAAGCUUCAGAUUGCCCCCUCGGUCAGGCUGCCCGGCGUUGCGCAACAACGGCGCGCGCUGAGCAUCCACGAGUACCUGUCGGCCGACCUCCUGCGAAAGUAUGGGGUUGGUGUGCCCAAGGGCUCGGUGGCCAAGACGGCCGAGGAGGCCAAGAAUGUAGCCAAGGAGAUCGGCACCGAGGACAUGGUCAUCAAGGCUCAGGUCCUCGCCGGUGGUCGAGGCAAGGGCACCUUCGACAAUGGCCUCAAGGGCGGUGUCCGCGUCAUCUACUCGCCGCACGAGGCGGAGAUGUUCGCCGAGCAGAUGAUCGGCCACAAGCUCAUCACGAAGCAGACGGGCGCCGGUGGCCGCCUGUGCAACGCCGUCUACAUUUGCGAGCGCAAAUUUGCCCGUCGCGAGUUCUACCUGGCCAUCCUCAUGGACCGUGGGUCGCAGACGCCCGUCAUCGUCUCUUCGUCUCAGGGCGGCAUGGACAUUGAGACGGUCGCCAAGGAGACCCCCGAUGCCAUUAUCACCACCUACGUCGACAUCAACAAGGGCGUGACGGACGACAUGGCGCGCACCAUCGCCACCAACCUCGGCUUCAGCGAGCAGUGCGUCGAGGAAGCCAAGGAUACGAUCCAGAAGCUCUACAAGAUCUUCCUCGAGCGCGACAUGACGCAGAUCGAGAUCAACCCCCUGUCCGAGACCUCGGACCACCAGGUGCUCUGCAUGGACGCCAAGUUCGGCUUCGACGACAACGCCGAGUUCCGCCAGAAGGAGGUGUUUGAGUGGCGCGACACGACGCAAGAGGACCCCGACGAGGUGCGCGCGGCCCAGUCGAACCUCAACUUCAUCAAGCUGGAUGGCGACAUUGGCUGCCUGGUCAACGGCGCCGGCCUCGCCAUGGCCACCAUGGACAUCAUCAAGCUCAACGGCGGCCAGCCUGCGAACUUCCUCGAUGUCGGUGGCGGCGCCACGCCCGCUGCCAUCAAGGAGGCGUUUGAGCUCAUCACGAGCGACCCCAAGGUGACGGCCAUCUUCGUCAACAUCUUUGGCGGCAUCGUGCGGUGCGACGCCAUCGCGCAGGGCCUGAUCAACACGGCCGAGUCGCUGAACCUCAAGAUCCCCAUCAUUGCUCGUCUGCAGGGCACCAACGUGGAGCAGGCACACAAGCUCAUCAACGAGUCGGGCAUGAAGAUUUUCUCCAUCGACGACCUGCAAAACGCCGCCGAGAAGGCGGUGCAGCUGUCCAAGGUUGUCAAGCUGGCGCGUGACAUUGAUGUCGGCGUCGAGUUCACGCUGGGCAUCUAA
Molecule: messenger RNA, 1344 nt
Organism: Purpureocillium lilacinum
Lineage: Eukaryota; Fungi; Ascomycota; Sordariomycetes; Hypocreales; Ophiocordycipitaceae
Source: RefSeq, a predicted model, not a curated record